Messenger RNA from Rubroshorea leprosula, 1860 nucleotides. The record is from the annotation of a GenBank genome assembly. NCBI's taxonomy places the organism in Eukaryota, Viridiplantae, Streptophyta, Magnoliopsida, Malvales, Dipterocarpaceae.
CCUGUAUGCAGAAAUUGAGAUGUCUUCAGAAGAGGCUAUGAGUGUAGUGGGAAGUGAGGUAAUGCCCUUGGAAUAUGGUGGCAUGGAUUCGAAGACCAGUCCGUCUCCAACUAGUUCGGAGAGGACAGUGGAGGAAAGGAGGGAUCAGAGGGUGGUAGAAGAGGUAGAAGAGGAAGAAGAUGAGAUUCCCUCCAACAUUUUGGAGGCGGGGAAUAGGGUAGAUGGGUGUUAUGACCCAGAUUUAGAUAUGGUAUCUGAGGUGAGGGGGUAUGUGAGCGAGUUAGGUAGUAGAGAAAGUCUUAGGGGCCUAGUGGACAACUGCAACCUCCCUCACCAUGUCCUAAUUAGGCUUGCCGGGGUGAAUGAGAGGGCAUGCUCAGCACACCGAGACCAUUGGAUGCCCCUAUAUGUCCAUUAUCUGAUAGCAGGUCUUAGGUUUUUCAUUCCAGAAUUACUGGUUGGGGGUAAGGGGGAGAAGGGGUGGUACUACUUCGGCCCUCGGUCAUCCAGUAAAGAGAAUAGGAGUUUAUUCUCUACUGGACCGUCAUCCAUCAAAUGGUGGAAAGAAAAAUUCUUCUUUAUGGAUGACACCGAGUGGAGUAGGAGGGAUGCCGAAGUGGAACAGUUACCUGCUUGGAAAGCAAAGAAAACCAAGCAGAACAACUAUAGGUUGAAUGAGGAUGAGGUGGAGGAGGUGGAGAAGCUGGUGAGAGAAGAUGGAGACGUAGUGGAUAUCUUGUUCCUCACUAGUCCGAAGGCAAUAGAGGUUGCGAAGCUCUAUGGGCCAAGCUCCUUGAGCGAAGCUGAGAUGGACGAGUUCGUUAAUGCGGCUGGGGGCCUGCACAUCCCCAAGAAGCCAAGGAAGAAGUCAAAGACUUCAACUGCGGCGGAGAAGGGGGUGGCAAAGAGGGGGCAACUGUCCAGCACUUCUGCCCGGGCUGUGGAGGUGCAACCAAGGCCGGAGCCUGUGAUGGGGGGUAGCGAGGAUGUAAGUGAGGAGGUGGUCCCUCUCCAGAGGAAGAAGAGAAGGGUGGCAGAACCAUAUGCCAGGGGGAACGAGGUGGUGGAGUUCGUGCCCCGGCCUUCUCCUCCAGAAAUCAAUCCUGAAGAUAGGGAGAGGGAGGAGGUCGAGGUGCAACGCCUUGGUGGGGGCAAGGAGCGCAUCCCUCCUCACACGUACCAAAAGAGUUUGUUUGAGGCGACAAACAUGAUUGGGGCGAAGCACUUCCUCAACUCUACCCUUCUUGAGGUGGAUAGGAUGCAGGCGAAGGACGAGGUGGUUAGCCAUGUGGGGUAUACUGUCGUGAGGCACGCCCUAGAGAGUGCGAGCUGGACAAACGCUCUAGCACAGGAGUAUGCAGAGAGCGUGAGAGAUCGUGCCAGCUUGCAGAGGAGGCUGGAUGAAGUUCUCCCUUCAGUGACCGAGCUCCAGAACGAGAAUGAUGUCCUGAGCACGAAGCUUAUCCUCGAAGAACGUAAGAGGAAGAUCUGUGAGGAGAAGCUCGAGGCUCAGGACAAAUAUAUUGACAACAUGAGGAAAGGAGCAGCGGAGCUGAAGAAGAACGUGAACCUGCUGGUUCACAACGGGAUGGAGGAGCACAUUGGCAACUUCCUCAACUCCAGCAUCUUCGAGAACAUCCUCAAACUCUACCGGCUGCCAACCGCAAUCGUGGCCUUCACCGACUGUAGAAAGAAGGUGAAGGCCCAGUACCCAGUACCCAGAGGUGGACGUGACAACAGUCACCUUUGGGGAACAAGAAGAAGGGGUGGAGGAAAAUGGGGAGAGCCUCUGUGCUGACUUCCGACCUCAGAUCACACUGAGGUGGGAGCGUGAUGCAAAGGGGCUCACUAUUUUUCCUC